GCGUCAUGCCUCUCAUUCACAGGUGAUAUCUAUUAGCUUACCUCAUAUCUGCUGUCAGGUGUCGCGUCUGCGGACCAUCAAAGCGUCUCCCUGCUGUGACAGAGAUUCUUGUGGCGAGCUGCAGUGGGCUUUGCAGAUGCCAUGUUGGAGCAGUAAGCUAAGCAUGGCGGAAAAUCAUCUGGAGUACGGCUACCUGGAGGGCGAGUCCAUGGGGGAGCAUUUCGCCGAGGACCCGGAGCUGGCAGCCAUCAAGGCCCGGGUUCAGGAGCUGGAGAUGGAGGAAGAGACGGAGAGACUAAAGGAAGAGGAGGAGAGGUGUGAUGUAGCGGAGAUGCAGCUCCUGACGAGCAGCCCCCGACCCGGUCCUUUCUACAACAUGACUCCUGAGGAGAGGAUAGACGCAGACAACAGAUCAGUCUAUGUAGGAAAUGUAGAUUAUGGAGCGACUGCAGACGAGCUAGAGAUCCACUUUAACGGCUGUGGCCCGGUCAACAGAGUCACUAUUCUGUGUGACCGGUUCUCAGGACAUCCCAAAGGGUUUGCGUAUAUCGAGUUCUCCGAUCGAGACUCGGUGCACAGUGCGAUUGGUCUGCAUGAGACCUUGUUCAGAGGGAGAGUCCUUAAAGUCCUGCCCAAGAGGACCAACAUGCCAGGCAUCAGCACCACCGACCGAGGGGGACACCGAGGCGGACACUCCAGAGGCGGGAGAGGCCGAGGCGGCGGCGGCGGCGGCGGUGGAGGCGGAGGCGGUUAUCGUCCACCACGAUACCAGAGCAGCUCUCGAGGCAGGUUCAGGUACCAGUCGACCAGGCCGCAGCAUCAAACACCCCACCCUUACUACGGAGGCCCCUCAGUGGGGAAGAGACAGUGGGGUCAUAUGGACUACCAAGAACAGGUGCCUAAACGUUAUCCAUGUCUUCUUCUCAUCACUCCACCGUCGGAGGAGAUGGGGGCGGGGUCAAGCGGACAGCACUACCCUCAGCAGCGCUAGCAUCAUCCCCCGGCAUACACUCGAGUGGGUGAGGAGAACUGAGGAUUUUAAAGAAGUGUUUCUUGGCGUUACAAAGUGAAGCAUCAUGUGAGGAGAGGAUCGAUGAGACUUUUAAAUUGCAUCCCUGCAUCAGUCGUUCAAAGUACAUGAGAUGUGAAAAAGAAGUCUGGGGUCAGAGGUGUUGCAUUAUUGGCUUCUGUGAAUGCAUGGGACAUCCAAAUUGUUCAGCAGUUUGCGUCUCUUACCGUUUUUACAAAUUGAUGUGAAUGUACUGUGUUUCUGCCUGCAAUGUAAACCCUCCCCUAUGUAUAACUCUUUGCUAUGUAAGUGAAUGAAUAAAUAAAACAAUGAUCCAGUAAAAUAACA
Molecule: messenger RNA, 1357 nt
Organism: Notolabrus celidotus (New Zealand spotty)
Lineage: Eukaryota; Metazoa; Chordata; Actinopteri; Labriformes; Labridae
Gene: pabpn1l
Product: PABPN1 like, cytoplasmic
Exons: 6
Coding region: 137-991 (284 amino acids)
Molecular function (GO): RNA binding
Source: RefSeq, a predicted model, not a curated record